AACGUCUUGGUGUUCUGAGUUUCUUUGGCUUCGUUACGACACAGAAACAAAACAAAUGUUUUGCAAAGUCUGCGAAACGCAUUCAAAAUCAUCUGGAUCAGUUUUUGUUACGGGCUGCUCAAGUUUUCGCAAGGAAAACCUAACGUCGCAUGCUACAAGCAGUGCCCACAACAAGUCUCAAGAUAUGGAAGAUGCAAUACUAACAAAACCUGGACAAUCCUAAGCAGAGAUGACCUUACAAAGUAUUCAAAAGGAUGUUUUCACUAAACUGGAAAUACUGUUUCGUACGUCUCAUGCCCUGACUAAACAUGGGCGACCUUUCACAGACUUUCUUUGGCAGUGUAUACUUGACACAAAGAAAGGCCUGGAUGUUGGUAAUACUUACCGCACUGACAAGAAGUGCAAAGAAUUUCUGGGUUCCAUUGCAGAAAUAGAACGCCAGGAAUUGGAAAAUACCUUAAGAAGUGCACCAUAUAUUUCAGUAAUGUGUGAUGAGUCUACAGACAGUGCUGUACAAGAACAGGUCAUUGUUUAUGUAAGGUUUGCUGUUAAAGGGGUAAUACAUUGUAAGUUUGUAGGUGUUAAACAUGUAGAAAGGCCUAAUGCAGCCCUGAUUUAUGACUGCAUAUUGUGUGUUUUAAAUGAGUAUUGUGGGUUCACCAUUUCAGAUUUAAAGCUGCAUUUGGUAGGCUUUGCAAGUGAUGGUGGAGCAGUUAUGCGAGGAUUGCAUAAUGGAGUUAGUACCAAAUUGAAGCAAUCAAUUCAGCCCAAUUUGGUUGCUAUACAUUGUCUAGCACACUAUCUUGAACUCGCAUUGAAGGCUGCACUUUCUGAAACACCAUUGAAUCUUAAAGUAGAAAAUUUAUUGAAGAAAUUAUAUGCAUUCUUCCACCACAGUCCAGUGCACCGAGCGAUCUUGAAAAAAUAUCGUGAAACUCUGAGAAUCAAGUUCUGCGUACCUACCAGAGUUGGAGGCACUCGUUGGGUUUCUCACACCAAACGAGCCUUGACAAAUGUGCUCAAGAUUGUUCCUGCACUUAUCCUCACUGCAAAAAAUUUACGCCAGGAAUCAACGUGUAAUGCAUCAACUGCUGGUUCAUGCAAAUUUAUUGAAGAUGCACUGAACAAUUUGGAAUUUUUUCAGUAUAUUCACUUCUUUUGCGAUGUAACCUCCAUUUUGAGUUACUUUUCACAACUUUUGCAACAUCCUUAUUUGACUGUAGCAGAAACACCAUGUUGCAGAAGCUCUGUAACAAAGAUGGCUUUCAUCUCCGUGCAUGCAACAAAUUAAUUGAUGAUGAAGCUAAGCAGUUGAAAGGAGCUCCUUUGCAGACACCCAAGAAAACAGCUGUUAUAAAUGCAAUUGUUGAAAAUUUAGAAUAUUGCCUUGGAGAUAAGAAAACUGGACUCUGUGAAUUACUGACUGCUACAAAUUUGUGGUUUUUAAACGUGGCCUACAAGCAUUCAGCCAGAGUUUGGUGACACUUGCAUCGUUAGGUUGAUACACUUUUUUUCUCCCUCCCUUGUGAAUAAUGGAGUAAAGUGUGAAAUGAUUGAAUUGGAAUGGACAAGUCUAAAGACCACAGUUUACCAGCUGUAUAAUCCAGUAACCAAAGCAAAUUGGAGUGAUAUCAAUCUCAAAUACCACACUGAGUAUGAAAAUGUACUCUCUCUCAUUGAUCUUGUGCUAUCCCUGCCAGCUCACACUGCAGAUUCUGAGCGAGGGUUCUCGCUCAUGAAGUCUAUAAAGACAGACUGGCGAAACUGUCUAAAUGAUGAUACACUGUCUGCCCUCAUGCGUGUUCAAAUACAGUCACCUUCUGAAAGUGAGUUUGAUCCAGCACCAGCAAUAAAUCUCUGGUAUCAUAAUGUUCAGAGAAAACGUCGACCCUUUCAGCCUCCUUAUCGAAGAUGUUCAAGACAGAAUCAGCCAAGUAAUUCGUGCAGUGACUCAGACAGUGACUCGUCUGAAAAUGAUUAAAUAAGGAUGUUAAGUGUGUGAUAAAAAUAGGUGCAAAAUAUAGCAAAAAUCUUUUUUUCCCACUUUUUCAGCGACUUUGAAUUUUUUUUUUAUUUGGGUUAAACAGUGGACAGGCAAAUUGGAUGGCGGACAGGAAAAUUAUCGAUUACACCUGUCCGUUGGGCAGGUUAAAAUAUUCCUUAAAAUCUAGCCCUGCAUACCUUGCUAUAUCACAUGUUUGUUACAUAUUUCAGUCAUCUCCUGAUUAUCAUCCUUGAUGCAAUUUUAAGACUUAGAAUGUGCAGCAGUUGCCUUCUUUGCUUUACCUAAUAAAUCUGAGGUAAAUCUUUGUUCAUAACAAACACAAUUCCUUGAUUUCAACACAGAAAUAGACUGCAAAGUUUUAGAUGACAUGGAGGACCUAAAUUGGGUUCUGUUUAUUUUACCAUACUGAAAAUGCGUUCACAUUCUGAAUUACUGUGGGGGAUUGACAGAAUUGAUAGCAUUUGACAGUCUGUUAUACUUCAGGAAGCCAUCUACUCCACGAAAUCUUGAUAAUUCAGCCCACUUGACAUCAACAGUGCCUUCCAACCCCAUGUGUGCAGUACUGGUGAAAAAGCUAUCAAUCUUCUUAUUUUAUUCCUCAGAAAGCACGUUUUUCCUAUGCUUAGGACUCUUAACGUGUGUAGUUAUGUCGGACCUACCUCCAUGAGCAAUACUAAAAUCACACCGGCACACUGCGCAAAACACAAAAGUUUCUCCUUUUUGCGAUUUCAGAAUACACGAGAAUUCGUUGUUAUACGCAGCACGGUAAGUCUGAAUAUAUUUCUUGUUGGCUAGCUUACUCAUGGUUCCCAUCACGUAAAUACAAACGAAAAAAAAAAACGGUUGCGCAGCACUACAUUGGAACUACGAACAAUAGUCAGCCAUUUUGGAAAUAAUAUAAGGAACAAGGAACAGACCAAGGAGGUAGGGCUGACGUCACAAUUGUGGUCCGUUCCUCCGUUUAAGGAAGCACUUUUUUGUUGCGUUAAGUGGAAAACAAACGUAGACCAGUCCAAACCAUAUACAAAUAACCAUCUCUUGUUUUGUUUUCAUCCCGCCUUCCGUCGGUGCGUCGGUAACAUGGCCGGUACAGUAAAAGUUGGCAGGUAUACAUGGCCGGUACAGUGAAUGGUAAUAAACCACCACGGAAAAAUAAAUCCGUAAGAUAUUAAAGACGUCCGUAAAACCGUAAAAUAGUAUUAAAAUCCGUAAAACUUACGGACCAUCCGUAAAAGUUGGCAGGUAUGUAUUCGGAAGGAUUAGGGAAGAGCUUAGUGAAGUUCUCUCUCUCUCUUGUAUGGUCGUUCAGUAGUCAAGUAAUGAAGAGAUUGUUGUCGUAAAUUUUAAUCCCGCUUUGAAAAUGUUCUUUAAGUUAAAAAAUAAAAUCAUUUUAAUUUAGCAUUAAGUUAUUUUUCAAAAUCUCCUUUAGUUGAUCGCUGCCCAGACAACCUGUAAGGAUGACGAACCUAUUCACUUCGAUCCUAGGUACAUUAAAGUAUAGGGGUGUGCGAAGCUUCGAGUAUUCAAAGUCGAAUUGAAGCUAUUUUUUUCCUUCGACUUUGACUUCGACAAAAAUAAACUUCGAGUGGAAAAGUCGAAGAUUAUUGCCAGAAACGUUUGGCCCACUAUUUGGAUCAAUACAUCUAUACUGCCAAAAUAUAUUUGUGGCAGGUAAUUUCCCGUUUAUGUAUACAGCAAAUUCUCCCUAGUACGUCCCUCUUGUUAACAUACAAUCCAGUAUAACGAAUAAAGCCGCCGGUCCCUUGAAACGCCAUGCAAAUUAAUAGGCAUGCUAAAUAUAUAACGUACGUUUUUCAAAGCCCUGGACGGUAAUUUCUCGCUAACACGUAUUGUUUUGCCGAUAUUAAUACACAAAAUAUUAAACAUUUUCUCAUUUCAUUCACAAUUAUAUAGCUUUGUUUAACGACAGGUCUUGUGGAAAUUGUUUACAGACUUUUUCUUUAUUUCGUUGAGUAAAAUGGCAGUUGCAGUGCUGGUAACCAUGCGGAUAGAAAUUUCAUUCGUAUAAAAAAAAAUGUCAGUGUUUUGUGUGAUUGGUGUAGCAACAUAAGAUUUAUGCGGAAUAAUCAAGAGUUAUAAAUAAAAAACGCUUAACAUUUUCAAUUAAGAAAAAAAGAUUCAAUUAUAAUAUUUAUCCUACAAAAUGUGUAUUUUUGCAUUUGAAUUUGUAGCAAUGGAUAUUGGCCGAUGGCGGCCAUAUCUGGCUAGGUACAUAAAACAUGGAUUAUACGAUGGCCAACGACUACUAAUGCUUUUUUGUUACCGUUUGUUUUCUGUUAGGAUCACCUAACCUAUAAUUUGUUUGUAAACAUCAUUUCAGAUUGAGCAUCUUUCGCAAUCGUACACAAAUGUAAUACGUAUCCAACAUUUAUUUAACAGAUCUAGUGGCACACAGUUUCCGACGCUAGUGAACAUUUUGUGACGUGCCGUGAAGCUUGUUUAAUGGCGACGUGACGACGUGGAUAACCUGUUUAUAUUUUAAUAUUAAGUGUAUUACGGCAGCAUAUGUAGGUAGGCCUACCCGUAGAAGUUAUGAGUACCCAAAAGCGUGUGGGUAUUAGGGUUCUGCGAAUAUUCAAAAUUUCCGAAUCCGAGUUCGAAUUUUUUGAUAUUCGAUUCGUAAUUUCGAAUCGAAUUCAUUUUACAAUAAUUCGACUUGGAAAAUCUGGCCCGGGUACACUAAUAUAAGACAUCCCCCUCCCCCAUUUUUAAAAGAAAUGUAAAUGGGCGAUUACAUCUUCCACUUACAAAAAAUUAUACAUCGAAACCCCUUAUUUACGUCACCGUUAUUUACGUUUUCACGUUAUUUAACCAUUUUAUUUCUGUCCCGUUUUAACUUAAUUUGAUGUAAUGCAAUGAAUUCCCGUUGUUUACAACGCGCCUAUUGCUUUACGCAGUUUACGCCGUUCGUUCUGAUAACUUUAUUAAUCUUAUUACAAAGUAAUCUGAUGUGUAAAUCGUGUUUUAAAGACUUUUUAAAAGUUAAAAACUUCAUCUUUAACGUCUCGGGAGUCGCUUUAUACCGCAUAAAGAAACGUAAGCAGCGCCAGUUUGGUUGUGUUGAUUCCUGUAUUACCUUAUGGAGAGCGCGCAGACUGCAUGCACGCGCGCGCUCUGUCAGGAACCGAGUUAACCCGCACGAUCGUUAUGCGUAUAGUUACAAAUCACGUUCUUGUUAUGGGUUUCUUUUUUUUUUUUUUACGUUGAAUAAAAUGGUUUUAUUGCAUCACUCAUUAAUUUAAAUUAUUUAGCUUGCUUUCACAAAGUCUACUUUUUAAAUAAACGUACUUUCCACGAAUAGGUUUUGUUUUUAUGAAUUACUUUACAUUUUUUUUUGCAUAAUAGUAUUCUCCGUUCACAUUUACCUGAGUUUUGGAAUAAACAAAGCCGCUUGUAAACAAACAUUUUCAUUGGCUGCCGGCCGCUGCGCACAUUAUUUGUGCGCAAAAAAUAGUUCCUUGGUUACGUACCAUUUGUAAGUAUUUUUACACUGCCUUUUUUAUAACAAUUGUUGUUAUAUAGCAUUAUAGCGUUUCACCAUUAAUAUCCAAUACAGUUUAAUGUGUCAGCAAGUAUUUACUUACAAUUAUGUUAGCAGACGCCGCGUGUACAGUUGAUGCCCGGCGCAACAACUGUAUUUAGGAUUCGCGCGCGCACGGUUUGUUAUGGCUGACGCCGGACUGAGUUUUGUAAAGCACAGAACGGAAAAGCCUUUGAAAAGUGCACAGAAAACUAUUGUGUUGAAUGUUUUUAAAACAUUUUCAGACAAAUAUCCGGAUUGUUGUGUGAACGAUAUCGCGAGUUUAACUGCGGACUUUACGAGUGUUUCGAAGAGCAGUGUGCUUCGUGCAAGGAAAGAAUUACAUGACACUGGGACAUUAACAACUCCCGGGAAGAAAAGGAAACUUGAGUAUCCUGUUAUCAAAACUUGUGAUGAUUUUGUAAAGACGGCUAUUAGGCGUAAAGUGCAUAGUUUUUUCUUCGCAAAUGAACCACCUACGCUGAACAAAGUGCUACGGUGCUUCCUGUUAUAUUACUUCUCCGUUAUUUUAUUAGCACCGACUGUACUGAAGUUAGUGUGUUGCAACUAGUGCUUGGCGCGCAAGAUUAAUUCAGCCUAUCACUUGCUGACGCGGCGCAGUGAUACGACGGUGUUUGUAUAUUUCAAAACUCAGCUAAGAGUGAACCCACGGUCUCACCCCUAAAUUAUAAACUUGAUUUUAGAAUAAAAUGUGCAAUGCUUACACGAUAAAAACGGUAUAUUUAAUAUAUUUUAUUUUUGUACCACUUCCUUAUGCUGUGAAAUUUUUAUUAAUAUUUUUAUCCUUGAAAGUCAAACAUGCUAAAUAAGGUGGCAAGUGAGAGAGUUUUCUCUACAGCAGGCAACAUAGUUACCAGCCGCAGAGAAUUGUUGUUGCCGCACCAUGUCGGUGAACUCACAUUUCUCCAUGACAAUUUGAAAUAAUUUGCGAAGUGAUUUAUGUUAGUGCUAUAGACAUAUAAUUUUUAAUUUUUUUUUUUUUUAAUUUUAAAGAAUCUGGUUGUGCACUUCAAUAUAGUCUCACUUUAAUUUUAGUUACUUGAUUUAAACUGUGAAUUAUGUGACAAGGUGGUAUGUUAAAAAUUUUUAAUGAUCUAUGUUAUUUUUAUAAAUAUUCCCAAAUUUGAUUCGAAAAAAAUUUGAAACUCGUGAAUUUUUUUGAAAUUCGAUUCGAAUUCGAUUCGAACAGAAAAAUCACAAUUCGCAGAUGUCUAGUGGGUAUCAGCAUUGCAAAAAAACUAGAGAUUCUUACAGCUGUUGACAACUGCAAGAAAAAGUGUGAUGUUGCAAAACGCUUUAAUGUUGCACCUACAACUCUGUCCACAAAAAUGAAAGACAGAGCAAAUAUUGAAGAAAAUGCUGCAAAACUGCACCAGAAGAGGAAAAGAUAUAGCAAAUGUAUCAAUAGUGACCUUGACAAAAAUCUUUUUGAUUGUAUUGUGCAAGCACGCUCUAAUAACAUACCCAUCUCGGGCACACCACUGCAAGAAAAAGCACGAAUGGAGGCACUAAGGCUUGGAAUUGACAAUUUUCAAGCCUCAAAUGGCUGGCUCGCACGCUUCAAAGCCAGGUGGAAUUUAACUUUACUAAUGAAAACCAGAUGAAUGAAUUUUACAAAUUUUAAAUAAAUGAAAAGUACUCAUUUUUCCUGUGGAUUAAUACAUUUAACAGUACUUAUGUUGUAUACAUACAUUUUUUGAAGAUGUUUGGUACAAUGGAAUUUUCUUUAGUCUAUAUAAUCAUAAUGAAACAUAAGUAACAAUUUUUUUAUAUUAAAAAUUAUGUUAUUUCAAAUCCUUUGACUUUGAUUUUCCUUCGACAUUCCUUCGCACAAUAUAAGCUUCGCUUCGACUUCGCUUCACAUUUAUAAAGAGACCUUCGCACAUGCCUAUUAAAGUAUGUUAUUAAGUUAAGAGGAAUUGUGAUUAAUGCCUUUCGCCAAUUAUAAGUUAAAGCAAGCAAGUGUGUUAAGAGUUACGAUUUCCUCCCCCCCCCCUUAAGGAAGUUAAAGGAACGUUGAUAUAGUUUCUGAUGGAUUUAAUUUUACAUGUGAUAUAGGCACCUGUAAUGGCAGAUCUGAUACAACAUGGAAGAGAUGGUUAGUCUGCCAAACAGUGGAAAAUGGUUGCUGGUAUCAUAACAGUACUACAGCCUAUAAACCAUGCUACCAAUUAAAUGUGUGUCGACGAACAACCUACAAUGUCUCUGAGAAUUCCAGUCCUGCAUGGAAUAUUGAAUGUAAUCAACAAGCAUAUUGCAGCAGGAGAAAGUGGGGAAGGCCUUAUGUUUGCAAAACAGCUGAAAAAUAGUAUCAUGUCAAGAUUUCCAGACUACAAACGCUGUAAGUUGUCUAGAAAUGCUAUGCUGUUAGACCCUAGGUUUAAGUCUGUGUUGCUCGAGAGCCAUGAAGUUACUCUUGGACUGCAUGAGAUUUCAAAAGAAAUUCAAGAAUUGAAUAAUACUAGUUCUGCUCAUACAACGCAGUCCGUCAGUGAACAGCAGCCCAGUUCUUCAUCUACCAUUGACAAAGACAACCACAAUCUUUGGUCUGCAUUUGACACGAUGAAGCACAUACAUUAAUCUGCUUCAGCAGGGACACUUUAUGAUGAAGCACAACAUCAGCUUAAAAACUUUAUUUCUGAACCAGUAAUUGACAGAACUGACAAUGUCUGUCAAUGGUGGCACAGCAACCAGUGUAAUGUUGCAAAACCCCUACCCUCCUAUAGUCGCAGCACGGUAAGUUCAUACUUUUAGGAAGCCCUGCUUCAAGCUGGGAUCUAUUUUCAAGGUGACUAUGUAUCCUUCGGCCAAACAUCAACAAUAACAUUGCCAUGUGGAAAACCAUGUGACUACCACAUGGCAAUGUUUUGGUUGGGUAACUGUCAAAUAGGGAUGUAAUUAAUGGAUAAUAAAAUUACACUGCAAUUUUUAUAAUUGGUUAAAUGUCAGUAGAAAAUGUCAUAACACCAUGUUUAAUAAUUCAAAUAUUAAAUAUAAAAAAUUCUAAGCAAAUUUUUAUAGUUUAGAGUUUAAACCCAGCGUGGUGCUGUGUCUUCACAUAAUAUCUAUAAAAAUUGAUGUUAAGUUUUACUAAAGAAAUUUUGCUGCUUCGAGAUUACUAUAUCACAAAGUGCUAUGGUUGAAAGCAUGAAAAUUAUGUCAGUAUCAUUUAUGAAGAAUUUAACUUUAAGAAAUUAUUCAGUAUGAGGUAGCUAUGUAAACUGUUAGUUUCCUAAAGCCGUGAGUGCCAGGCACAUCACUGCCAUUACAUCGAGAGGUCAUUUGUGAAUAGAAAAUAACCAGUUAGUAACACUUUUCUGGCACUACGAACCAAGUCAAGUAUCGGUUAAAGGUUAUGGCUAACCAACAUGUGUUUUGUAAUUAGAGGCAUUAUUUUCUAUCAAGCAGAAUAAAUUUUAAAUUCAAAUUCUAAGUUAUACAUUAAACAUUUCUGUAAGUGUGUAUUUUUAUGUGUCUAUGUGGUUUGUCUCAUAUAAAAACUAUAUCACUUAAGUAUGUACAAUGCAGAAAAGAAAUUGUUGCCAUAAAAAAUUAACUUAAGAAUCUGUAAUAAAAUAAAUAUAUUAAAUAAAUCGAAACUCAGCAAUAAAUUAUCACUACCAUCAAUAUUAUGUUACAUCCUGUAAUGAAACUAAUGUUUAAGAAUCACAUAUAAACACAGCAGAGAAAUUACAUAUCACUAAACACGUUAUCCAGAACACCUGUAAUUAAAAAGCAUACAUUAGCACAUUUACCCUGAGCAUAUAUUCAAAUGCUGUAUCUUUUUAUGGUUACAGGUGUUAACAAAAAGUCAUGACAACAACCUACGUAGAGUUGAAUCUCUACGCAAGUUUUUUAAAAUGCAUUAUAAUUAUUGACAAUUAUGUUUCCUAACCUAACCAAAAUUUACCAAACCUAAUUUCAUGUAAAUAAACCUCAUUUGGGUUGGGUUAGGUUACAUUAUGUUGGUUGAGGAUAGGUUAUGUUAGGUUAGUAUCUGUGUACAUGCCCUUACAUUUAAUAUGUUUUGCUUGUGGGACAUUACCUAAUAUAUAACCGAAAAUAUAAGAACGUGUCUGUUUGUAAUUUGCCCGACAUUCAAAACAAGAAAGCUGCGAGGAAGGUACUUUUACACUAUUUUACAAACACGCCCCAACCUAACGGAACGUUUUCACGCACAUACUUUCAUAACGUGUUAAUUAGUCACUCACUUUUUCACGGUCGUGACGCCCAGAUCUAGAAGAAAUGCUGUCAUUUCUGCGACAUCACCCUGUUCCAGUUGACCUGUAUUUAUUAACAUCGUAACUCUUCGUGCCACGUUGAUAAUAUCGUGCUGCCUCCUUCUUUACAUACAUUCAUUUCAAUAACCUAACAAACCGUAAUAACUAACACAAAGUUACACUGUAAAAGCAAUAGUUCACUACAAGUUACAACUAAGACAACCCUUUAAAAUUAGAAAAUUAAUUAGUACACAAAUACACUGGAUGUUUUCAGAAAAUCAGAAGUCGUUUUGAGCAAACAAAAACAAGCGUUCAACAUGGCUCGGGCCGACACACAGUUACGUAGGUGAUUCAUCCGCAACAGCUUGCAACGUCAUCUGUAAACAAAAUAACUUAACUUUCGUAUAUAUUAAACAAUAUUACUCCAGGAUCUGGAAGUAAACAUAUGUGAAACAUUUUAAGCAAUAUUUAUCGUUGUUUCAGCUGUUCAAAAUUACAUAGUAAGGAACUAUUUCUUCAAGUGUGUAGCCAACAUACCGAUAAAUAUCGUUGCCACGCGUGUUUAAAAACUUACAUAUAAAAUUAACAAAUACAAAUUAUUUCAGUAUUCAUACACACGUACGGAAACGUAAUAGCUUGAUAAAUUAUGUCGUCCUAUUUUGUUUAUUUAUUUGUCAAACAAAUUGCACAAUAGUAAACCAAAUAUUCUUAGUUCCAUUUUUCAACAGUUCUUCCCAAAAGUACGAACUUACCGUGCGGCGACUAUAGUUAAAUAUUUUUCUUUGAAACUAUUUUUAUGCAUGUAAAUAUUUCUUAAAAAGUCUUUCUAAUGAUAUUUUACCGUUUUUAUGUAUUUAAGGGGUGAUAUUUCACUUGCUAUGUAUUUUAAGAAUGUACCUUGUAUUAAACAGACAUUUUCAAACAUUACUAUUUUUUAUGUAAUUAUUCACAAAUAAGUCGCUGUACUAGAUUUUUGCCUGUUUUGGCCUACUUUUUCAGUUUUUUUCUAAAUAAGUUUAAUUUUGUAAAGUAAUUUGUAUUAUGAUUGCUGUUCUUAAUUUUCAUUAACGUGUUGCAUAAUAGUUAUAGCACACGGGACUGUGUCUGGUGUGAUGGUUAGAAAGAGAGGCAUGAGAAGUAAUUCCCCUCAGAGAUAGAUAAAGUUGGGAAUUCCCCCACUGCCUGGGAACUAAGUGAUAACUGUUGUCUCACGGUGUGGGAGAGAGAAGGAGAAUGUAAAGUACCUGUUUCUAUGUACGAAUAUCGUUUUCACUGUAUCUUUGCUGUGUUCUUAUUGGCUUGUAUUUGUAAGUUUGAAUGAAGCGUGCAUGUAAUUGGUCAGUGAGGUCAUGUGACUUCUCCUCCCUGCGUGGAGGAAACGGUGACAUGACUUCGCCAGUCGUCCGUCGAUCGCUGCACCAGUAGGUCGCGUUCAGUGGCUUCUCGCCAAACAUGAAGUAAGUUGCGGGAUAGAUAAUUUAACGUUGGUGGUCAGAGCCAUGCCGAGUAUUAAGUUAACCUAAUUUUUUUUUAUUUCAUUCGGACAGUAAUUAGAAAUUGUGAUUACCUUCGUCUGCGUUUGACUCAUGGCGAAUUUCGGUUUUGCUGGGUGCGGCCCUGUUCGAGGUCGCACUAUUUUCGUGUACUUACAGUAAGAUUUUACUGAAGGACUUAAAAUACGUUUGUUUUUUUGUUUAUUUCGUUAAUCUUCAUCGCCCGAGCUGCGAGCAAUUCUCGACAGGCGAAUGUACGAAUGGAAUGAGUGAGCAACGUAUUUUGAAAGUGAUUGGAUUCAUCUGUGCAUUCUAUUUGAAAAUAAAACAAAACAAAACUAAAAUUGGCGCAACAUCUUUUUAUUUCAUAUAACGAACCAUUAUACCAGCAAAGAUUUCAUUUAUUGAAAGGUGUAGCAAAGCAUUAUCUGGCUAUACCUGCCACACAAGUGGCCAGUGAAAGACUGUUUUCAUGUACUGGAAACACUGUAUCCACACACAGAGAAAACCUUGCUCCAGAACACAUUGAACAGCUGGUGUUUCUCCAUGAAAGACUUUUACAAAAAUUAUGAUCAUUCCUAUAGUAAAAUGUUGCUGUCUUUUUUUUUUAAAUAUUAAGUUAUGUUCAGGCGUAGACAUGUAUAUUAAAAUAUAAACAGUAUAACUAUUCUAAAAAAAAGUUGAAGAUAUUUAUUGUAUGACUACAAAAAUUUCCUGGAACAGUGGAAAUCCUUAAUAUACCCUGCAGCUAGGUGACUGGUAAGAAUGUUGACAAAUACUUUUCCACUUAUGCUGUGGUUUUGAAUAAAAUUUUGCUCGGUGUCGGUGAUUAAAACAUGCCUUUAUAUAUAUAUAUAUAUAUUUGUUAACAAGUAAAUUUUAAUAAUACUCUGCAUUUUCAAAAGAAACAAAAUUAUUAAAGACCAUGAAAAUAUUUGCAGCAAUGAGAAUCCUCACACCCGAGAUUUGUAUAGGGCCUUGAUAUUUGCUGGUCUUUUAACAUGACAGUUAUAUAUCAAUAAUGGAUAUUUAUGGAUUUUGCUACUCAACUCAAAUUUAACUUGAACUCGAAACAUUUCUUGAAUACUCGCUCGAACUCGACUCAACCUAAAAAGCCUAUACUCGCAUGACUCUAUUUUAAGCCAAUCCUUUACGAGCUCAGCGUCCAUCCAACCUUUCUCCUGAGCACGGACAUGAAUGCCCGGAGGAAACUUCUCUCCCUUAGGCAGAGUCUUGCGCUUAAAAAUUACAUAAGGCGGCAACUUUCGCCCGUCGGCCGUCACUGCCAGCAUUACUGUACAACGCAUUCUGUCAUUUCCUGUAGUGCGGAUAGUCACACUUGACUGCCCCCUCUCGUUGACUGUUGUGUUCUGUGGCAGGUCGAAAAAAACUGGCGUUCGAUCGGCAUUUGGAAUUUGUGAGAGGAGGUAGUCAUUUGUUUGCCGCAUCCACAGAACGAAGUGGUGGAAUUCUAACACUUUGUUUUCAAAGUCCUUCAGCAAUUUUUGGCAGAGUGAUGUUCUCCUUCGAAGAGAAAAAUUCUCACGUCGCAUGAAUCUGGUUGCCCACCCACGACUGGCUAUGAAAUUGCAGUGUGGUAUGCCCCGUGCACAUGCUAUCUCUCUCCCCUUGCACAUUAUCAUUUCUAACGAAACACUGCCGGCAUUGUUCUGUAAUUCGCGAAUGUACUGAGUCACUUGCACGUCAACUUCAGGAAACUUGCCACGUUUCGGUCCUCUAAACGCACGCCUCAUAGAAUUAGUGUUUUUCAAGUCGUCCUUUUGUUUCCUGCAGCCACGAAUAAGUUUCUCACUAACAGAAAAUGCCCGUUCCGCGGCCCGAUUCCCAUUCUCUUCUGCAAAAACAAUCACUCGCAACUUGUACGCCGCCGAAUAUUAAUUACGCUUUUCCAUAAUGCAAAUCACUUAAAAAAAAAUUACUCUGGUUAUUACUCUACUACCUUAACACAAUUGAACGAGAUAAAACAAUGGCGUCACAGCAUCUUCAGGACGCUCAAAUUCCUUCCUCCCACACGGCCAAUUAGGACAUUCCAUUCAAGGUCGGACCAAUGACAAGCGCCUAUAUGGUGAAACCUGGACCACACGCCACAUGAAAGCAGGGUGUUCCAUUUUGUUUACCGCUGUUCCAUUUAUUGUACGGUAACAACUCAUUGCUGCGAGUGCUGGUUGUUGCGAGACAUUCGUAGUUACGAGUUUUGUAAUGCACCUUCAGAGUGCCUACGUAAAUUAUACUACCUAAAUUAAACUGGUAAUUACGAGUGCUUCCUUGUUGGCCCUUCCUUAAGUACGAAAGAUUUAAAUGGCAUCUUCGAAGGGGAAAAAAACUGUUUAAAAUGUUCACGCAGUAAACACCAAAAAAAAAGGUAAACGAAGGGCGAUGUUGCACCUGGAUGGCAAACAAGUAGAAAAAGGGAAGGGGAGAAGCAAUGGUUUCCCCAGCCACUAUCUUAUCUGUGUCGGGAACUUCCUCACGCGUCAGACCAAUCGCACGUUUAAAACGAAAACCGUUGUAGAUAUAAAAAAUCAUAACAGGCCUUUUUUAUUCGUAAUUAAAUUUACUAAAACUUUUAUUCUGUGCAUUUUUUCAAUACAAAGCACUGUUUUCGAGUUAUAGUCUACAAUUAAGGCAUUUUAAGAAGUCAGUAAUCUAACUUGAAUUCAAUUUUCUAUAUUCGGUUAUUACGACUACUUGUUGUUACAACAAUUUAUCACGCCAUUAUCAGCUCUCGUAGUAGUGGAGUUUUACAGUACCCGUUAACUCUUUCGUGCACGGCGCGCCGGCCGUUCGCGUCAUUAAAUUACCGGUGUGACCUAUAUGGGGGGAAUCUUAAAUACCAAAUUCAAGACCUCAAAUUAUGGGUGAGACCUAUAUGCGAUGGCGACCUAUAUGCGAGUAAAUACUGUAUAUCACCCUCACUAGUCUUCCAGUGUUUGAAACAGAUCCCACAGAGAGACCUGCGCAAAAUAUGCGCAUCAAGAGCUGAGAAAAUUCCACCCAUUCCUGGACUCAGCCGGAGCAAAUUAUUAGACCUGCUAUACGAGGAACUCUCAGUUGCCACAUGUCAGUCAUGUGUCCUACGCACAGAUAACUCUCUCGUGUGUCAAGUUUCCAGAUGACUUGUCUAGUGUUCCAAGCUUCACUCAGAGUCCCAGCCAUGAUUACAGCAGUAGGAUCAUUGUAUUGCACUACAGCAUUAUAGCACAGAAUCAAAAAUUUCCUUACUAAGACCUAAAUUCUCGUCUUCCAAAACCACUACGGUGAUGAAGGUGGAAAUCAUUUGUUUGCUCUAGGGCACAAGUACAUACGGAUCCCUUAGGUAUAGUAACUCUUUAUUCAACAACAGCCAUUAAUCAUCAUAUGACCAGACUAUGUCCCCCACAUGAACCAAUCAAAUCUCAUUGCCAUUAGCCUAUAAGCUACAUUAUUGACAAUGCUUGUGACUUCAAAUCCUGAAACAGGAAAUGGCCACAAACCGGAAGUUGAACAAAAAGUGUUUAGUUUUAACUGAAUCACCACACAAACCUAUAAAAUACUGUUGAACAUACAUCACAACACAUAGACUCCAAAGCCUGCCAAGAUAACCGGAAGUACAGUGCAGAGAGCACGCACGCCGACACACACCUGGGGCGGUCCUCCGCUCCCUCACACGCCAGCACCAGAGCGUGCUCGGUGAGCGCGGCCAGACUGUGCUGCUCAGAGUUGCUCAGGUGCAGGGCGUGGUGAGUGGACGUGUCGUGGAACUCCACGUCUAUGACGUCCUCCGGGAACGACGAGCAGCGGACCACCCCCACGCAGUUCCACACCUGCAGACACGUCCGUGAGCACUCCCACUGCCGACAUCACUGUACUUUAACUACCAGCAGCUACUUCCCUUUGAGACAUUACAUUUAUUUAAGGAAUUUUAAUGUCUUUUGAAUUUUUUUUAACUUUAUGGAUUGUAUACUACAUUAAAUAUUAUUCUCCUAAAUGAAUUUAAAUAAAAUUGAAAAAUACACAAUUAGUGGAUUUUUAUAUUAAUCACUAUAUUUAAUAAUAUUCCAAUUAUUAAUGUGAAGCGGGCGCCUUAGUUUGAUUAGCGCGCGCCCGUUGGAUCAGCAACCCUUCCCCUCGUUCCCACUCCUUCUUCCCCUCCAGCGCCACCGCGAUCACAGCGCCAUCUGCGCCAUAUUUAUUGCUGGUGCACGAACUUGGCUUCGGCCAUUACUGCUUAGUCCUUAGUCUUAUAAGCAUGUUAGGGUGUAGCCUGCGGAGCUCGAUUAUCGCUAGCCCGAUGGCUUCGAAGUAAGGUAAUCGUUCGGUUGUUUGUAGAUGCAUGAGGUGGCCGUGCGUUCGGAUAUGGUCUACACUAAGGUAUUACUUUAUAGCGCUUUUUCUAAAUUCUGUUUCGGCCGCUACCUUUUGGGCCUCUUGGUGGCACUCCUUUUGCAUAUGUUUCUAGCUUGCUUGCUUGCUUAGGAGGAUGUUUGUCACCUUUGUACAUCUCUAAUGUUAUCUUUCCUAGCUGUUCAGUGGGGCGUACUAGUAUGCAAGCUUUAAGUGUCAGGUUCCAUCGGCGAUGCAGCCUGCAUUAUGUUUUCCCUUUUGUGACGGUUUGCAUUGCAGUUUGUCUCACGUUUGUAUCCUGUUAAGGGCGCCGUCUGGACGAUGGAAGGAAGCCACUGCAGACAUUUAUCUCUAUAUCUCUCCUUUAGAAAGUACUUGAGAUUUUCAAUUUUUGUUUGGGCAGGAAAGGAGUAAAAAGAACAUUCGACGUCGGUCUGGUGGAUUUAAGUUGUCACAUACCCACCUUAACACUUUUGCGACCCCGCCAAUAUCGCGAAAAUGGCUCUUUUCAACCUAUUUUUUUGUGCAGUAAAAACCGUCAGAAUUUAAGGAACUCACCAGUCAGACGCGCCCUGUACCUUCUUGCAUUGAUUCCUGCAUUUAAACAGGCAUGUCACCGCGGAAAAUCUUCUGAGGCACCAAUAAAGGUAAACGUAUGCACGGGCGAAACUGCUAGCCACCUCGUGGCGCCCUCUGUAGCUGUACCGGCAGCCGGCUGCUAUCUCUCCCGCCGCGGAGGCGUGGCGCCUUGACUAGGAAGGGGGGGGGAGGCCUUGACUGCUCAGGGCGAUAGUGGCCCUUCUCCUCCUCUUUCCCCUGUCGGAAUAAUAACUGAACAAGAACGUGUAAAGGAAUUACGGAGUUAUAUUCACAAUGGACCAUUUCAUGUAUUCGGGGACCAUUCAAAGUGCAGUGAACGAGAAUACUAUUGUGAUGGUUCUAGAAGCACAGAAGAGAAUAUAGUUCCAAGUAUGAAAAGUAUGGGCAUGUGGGAUGAAAUAAUGUCAGAAAAUAAUGUGGUAGUUCAUCAUGCAGAAAGUUUCUUGAAAAACAUGACAACAAAUAGAGCUGAGUCUUUUAAUAAUACAGUUGCAAAGUUUGUUAGUGGUAAGAGUCAACUUUUCUCUCUGUGGUGGAUACCUUACCAGAAGUGAACUUUCCGUUGUUUCGUGCAAUGCAGAUGGUAACGAACAAGCCGAAAUUCACAAAAAAUUCACAAAUCACAGUCCUGGUGAAUAUUCAAAAAAAUAUUUAAAAGCAAAAAAAAUUUCUACUGAAAAAAGAAGAAAA
This is a messenger RNA of Bacillus rossius redtenbacheri, 16914 nucleotides long. RefSeq names its product E3 SUMO-protein ligase KIAA1586-like. The record is from RefSeq and is a predicted model, not a curated record. Lineage: Eukaryota; Metazoa; Arthropoda; Insecta; Phasmatodea; Bacillidae. Bases 230 to 1291 code for a protein of 353 amino acids. The transcript is spliced from 2 exons.